This is a messenger RNA of Ricinus communis (castor bean), 1388 nucleotides long. RefSeq names its product GDSL esterase/lipase At4g26790. The record is from RefSeq and is a predicted model, not a curated record. Lineage: Eukaryota; Viridiplantae; Streptophyta; Magnoliopsida; Malpighiales; Euphorbiaceae. Gene Ontology annotation, molecular function: hydrolase activity, acting on ester bonds. The transcript is spliced from 3 exons. Bases 309 to 1358 code for a protein of 349 amino acids.
AGAGAGAGAGAGAGAGAGAAAGAGAGAUGAAGCCAAUAACUCUCCGUGGCAAGCCUCAAAAAAAAAUGUCAUAACCAACUCCUUUCAAGUCAUUGAAUACAGUACACAUAGCGUAAGCACCCACUCUCUGCAACAAUUAAAAGUCUCAACAAAUUUCAUCUACACUUAUUUUAAUUAGCUUCUCCCUUUAACCAGCGUCACAGGGAAUCAUCAUUCAUACCGGCUUCACCAACCACCUACAGACUUGCAUAUAAUACAAUAUUAUAUAUAAAGGGUACAUGCAACUUCAGAGUUAGGGUAUACUAAAAAUGGAUAGUGAGACCAUGUUCCGGUUCUUGUUAGUUCAUCUGCUACUGCAAAUCCUUCAGGUAAAUGCAAAAGUUUCGGCCAUUAUUGUGUUCGGAGACUCUUCGGUGGAUUCAGGCAACAAUGACUACAUACCUACAGUACUAAAAAGCAAUUUUGCACCUUAUGGUCGGGAUUUCAAUGGUGGCAAACCCACUGGAAGGUUCUCCAAUGGUCGGAUUCCAACAGACUUCAUUUCUGAAGCUUUCGGGCUCAAGCCAACGGUACCUGCAUAUCUGGAUCCGACGUAUGACAUACAAGAUUUUGCCGUGGGAGUUUGCUUCGCUUCUGCAGGAACUGGUUAUGAUAAUGCUACUUCAGAUGUGCUAUCUGUAAUACCUCUUUGGAAGGAGUUGGAGUACUAUAAAGAAUACCAGAAGAAACUUAGUGGCUAUCUAGGACAUGAAAAAGCUAAUGAGCAUCUAAGGGAAGCACUCUACCUGAUGAGCAUCGGAACAAAUGACUUUCUAGAAAAUUACUACAUCCUUCCAGGAAGAUCAUCAGAGUUUUCUGUGAGGGAGUACCAGAAUUUUCUUGUAGGAAUUGCUAGAGAUUUUAUCACAGAGCUUCAUCUUCUAGGAGCUAGAAAGAUAUCAGUAAGUGGGCUUCCUCCAAUGGGGUGCUUGCCUUUGGAAAGAACAACAAAUAUAUUUUUUGGAAGUCAGUGCAUUGAAGAAUACAACAAUGUGGCCAAGGAUUUCAAUGAGAAGUUGAAUGGCAUGCUCAUUGAGCUGAAUAAGAAUCUUGAUGGGAUCAAACUGGUGCUUUCAAACCCUUAUGAUAUUCUCUCAAAGAUUAUUGAGAAUCCAAGUUCUUUUGGGUUCGAUAAUGCAGCAGAAGCAUGCUGUGGAACUGGACUAUUUGAGAUGGGUUACAUGUGCAAUAAAAGAAACCCCUUCACAUGCUCAGAUGCAAAUAAAUAUGUAUUUUGGGAUUCCUUCCACCCUACAGAGAAGACAAAUCAAAUUGUUGCUGAUUAUGUAGUAAAAAAUUGCUUAACUCAGUUUCUAUAAUGAUGACAAAGAAUAUUGUUGUUAGCUCAA